Molecule: messenger RNA, 726 nt
Organism: Brenthis ino (lesser marbled fritillary)
Lineage: Eukaryota; Metazoa; Arthropoda; Insecta; Lepidoptera; Nymphalidae
Source: the annotation of a GenBank genome assembly
AUGUGCUCUACAGUAGACAAUUUUAUAAAUUAUAAAAAGUUGUUAGUGCCUAAAGACGUUGUUAUUGGGGAUGGGACAAUAAUAAAAGCAUUAGGUUAUGGUGACAUUGACCUUGAAGCAUAUGAUGGUCAACAAUGGAUCAAAACAUUAAUAAGCAAUGUUUUGUAUGUGCCGAGCAUCAAGGUAAACCUAUUUUCCAUGAGUGCUGCUCUGGAUAAAGGCUACAAGCUGGAAUCAACUGCUACUGAGUGCCAGUUUAUAAAAAACAAUAGUGUCUAUGCUAUAGCGAAGAGACAUGGUAAAAUGUACACAAUGUUAUUCAAAAAGCCCGAUGCUUGUGCCAUGGUUGGAAAAGUGAUGUCAAAUUUAAGGGAAUGGCAUACUAAACUAGCUCACCAAGACAUUAACCAAGUGAAAAGCAUCUUGAUGAAACAGAAUAUAAAGUUUAAAAAUAGUAAAGAAGAAACCUGUUUGCCACGUUUGAAAGGAAAACAACAUAAGUUUCCCUUCCCAUUGAGUACCCAUAGAGCAACAAAACCAGGAGAGUCUGAAGAAUACAAAGAAAGAGACAGAGGACAAGAAAAAGAAAAUUACAUUGAUUUUGACACUCAAGAAGACACAGAACAAGUAUUAGAACUAGAACAAAGCCAGUAUGAAGAUAUUGAGGACCCUGAAACAAUAGAAAGUGAAAAAGAAGUGAACUCAAUUCAUUCCUUUCAUGAGGAG